AUGGCAGUUCCGGGUUACGGGCUGAAUGAAGACCUCUACCGAAUAUUCAAUUCACCCGAAUCAUUGAACGAAUUACCGGAAUUAUUAGGCUAUAUAAAUAAUUAUAAGGUAGGAUUAAGUAACAAGAUUGAUGAAGAAAUUGAACAAUUUAAAAGUACGAGUUCUUCAGAACUUGGUGAUGAUGUAGUAGAAUUAAUUCAAUUAAUGAAACAAGUUCGAGAAAAUGCAUUAGGUACCAAAUCAUUAAUAGAAGGUAUGACUAAAUCAAUUCAAGAUCUUGAUCGAUAUAAAAAGAAUCUUGUAUUAUCUAUGACUAUAUUAAAACGAUUACAAAUGUUAAUUAAUGCUAAUAAUACAUUAAUGAAUAUUAUUCCUACAAGAGAUUAUAAGGAAAUCUUACUGCUUUUAAGUGUAAUAAAAGAAUUACUUAUAUUUUUUAAACCUUAUAAAUCUAUUGAUGAAAUUAAUCAAUUAAAUCUUAUGGUUAUUAAUACUCAAAAUAAAUUAAUUGAUGAUAUAUUUAUAGAUUUUGAAGAAUUUUCUAAAAUUCCUAAUCCUGAUGGUAAAAAAUUAGUAUAUGGAUGUGAAAUUUUGGAAUUAAUAGAUUUAAAAUAUAAGGAUAAAUUACUUAAUUGGUUUUAUAAUAUGCAAUUAAAGGAACUUAAAACUAUCUUUAAUAAUUUGGAUGAAGCAGGAUCUUUAGACAAUUUAAAUAGAAGAUACAUCUAUUUUUCCAAUACUUUAAAAAUAGUCAGAUCAAAGUUUCUUGAUAUAUUCCCAAAGGAAUGGAAUAUCGAUUUAGAAUUAUCAAAACUAUUUUGUAAAUUAACCAAACAAGAUUUAAUUAAUUUAAUAAGUGCAAGUUCUCGAAUUAAUUCCAAACUUUUAUUAGAUAAUUUAACUACUACAUUAGAAUUUGAAAGAUCAAUGAAUGAAACUUUUAAAAAUGAUCAAUUUGAUCAUAUAAUAUCCCUGGUAUUUGAACCUUAUUUAAUUAUAUGGGUUAAUGAUCAAGAAUCCACCUUAAAUUCUAAAUUAAUGGAAUUUAUGGCAAUUUCUCAAUUACCAACUGAAUUUAAUGUACAAACAAAUUCAGAUUUAUUAACUGUAUUAAAAGUUAAUAAUGUUCCAAAUAUUGCUACAUCUUGUACAGAAUUAUUUAAAACUUUUCAAAAGAUUUUAACUCAAAUAUUAAAAUUAAGUAAUGGAGAAAUUUUAGUGGAUUUAAAUAAAUUAUUUGUAAAAUAUUUAUAUGAAUUUCAUAAUAAAAUAUUAUAUCCAUUAGUCCCAAAGAGUGAAGAAGAUUUUACUAGAAGUAGUGGAACUGAUUCAAUAAAGUAUCUUACUAUGUUAUUAAAUACUGGAGAUUAUAUGAUUAAUAAUAUUGAUGAUAUAACAGAAAAAUUUCAAACUUUAAUAAAGGAUGAAUUUAAAAAUAAAUUACCUUUAGCAGAUAAUGUUAAAGAUGUAUAUUAUAAUUUAAUUGCUAAAUCAAUUAAUGGAUUAUUAACAAAAAUUGCUAAUGAUUCUAAAUUUUGUUGGCGAGAAUUUUCAAAUAUUAAUUGGAAUUCAUUAGAAUUUAUUAAUGAUGUUUCAGGUUAUUUAAAUGAUUUAAAACAAAUCUUAGUUGAACAAAAUUUAAGAUUAAUAUUACCAUUAAUUAUUCGAGAUAGUUAUGUUCGGAAUUUUAAUGAUAAAUUAGUUGAAUUAUUACUUAAUUCAUAUGCUGAUAAUCUUAGAUAUGUUAAACCACUAAAUGUAUUAAGUGUUGAACAAUUACUUUUAGAUGUUACAAGUCUUAAAGAUUUAGCAUUGAAUUUCCCUCUUUAUGCUGAUCCAAACUUAGAUGAAACUAAAAGUCAUCAAUCUAAAUCAUAUCAAAAGUUUGUAAACAAUCAAUUCCAUCAAUUAGAAUCGUUAUUAAAAGUUCUUUUAGUUCCUUCAGAACCAAUGGAAGGAUUAAUUGAAAGUUAUUUUGAAUUAAUUGGUGAUAAAUCCAUUCGAAAUUUUAUGAAAGUAUUAAAUUUAAAGGAUAUUGAUAAAGUUAUUCAACAGAAAUAUAUAGACAACUUUAAGAUCCAACUUAAUAUCGAUGAUGGAGGUACAUUAAUAAGUCAUUCAACUUUAUUAUCAAAUCUUGAUGAUGAAGAUGAUGAUCAUCGUGAUCGAGAACGUGAUCGCGACGGCUCUACAAUAUCCACCAUUAAUUCUCCAACUCCCGAAUUUAAAUCACCAAAAAUUUUACCAACAAAGAUGAAUAAUCUUGAAAAGAAUCUUCGAGAAUUAGCUAUUAAUGGAGAAACACACGUGAGUAAAUUCAAUGAAAACUUUAAGAAUUUUGGUAAGUUCUUUAGGAAAGAUAACAUUGACUAA
Molecule: messenger RNA, 2373 nt
Organism: Scheffersomyces amazonensis
Lineage: Eukaryota; Fungi; Ascomycota; Pichiomycetes; Serinales; Debaryomycetaceae
Gene: VPS53
Product: Vps53p
Exons: 1
Coding region: 1-2373 (790 amino acids)
Biological process (GO): retrograde transport, endosome to Golgi
Cellular component (GO): GARP complex
Source: RefSeq, a predicted model, not a curated record